CCCACUCCUCCGGCAGCGCGGAGCCCGUCGGAAGAGGAAGGAACAAAAGGUCCGGGGCCCGGCUCGGACGGGCCGGGACCAGGCGCUGGGUGCAGGGGCUUAGAAAUCUCCCUGAUAACAACUCAUGGAAAUGCAAGUUGGCUUAUAAAAUAGGUAGAUUUACCUGACUGUUUCUGAGUGUGGAUUGUUACCUUUGGUAAGAAAAUGUCGUCCAUCUUGCCAUUCACUCCGCCAGUGGUGAAGAGACUUCUGGGAUGGAAAAAAUCAGCCGGUGGGUCUGGAGGAGCAGGUGGUGGAGAACAGAAUGGACAGGAAGAAAAGUGGUGUGAAAAAGCAGUGAAAAGUCUGGUGAAAAAGCUAAAGAAAACAGGACGAUUAGAUGAGCUUGAGAAAGCCAUCACCACUCAGAAUUGCAAUACUAAGUGUGUCACCAUACCAAGCACUUGCUCUGAAAUUUGGGGACUGAGUACAGCAAAUACGGUAGAUCAGUGGGACACAACAGGCCUUUACAGCUUCUCUGAACAAACCAGGUCUCUUGAUGGCCGUCUUCAGGUUUCACAUCGGAAAGGGUUGCCACAUGUUAUAUAUUGCCGGCUAUGGCGCUGGCCGGACCUUCACAGUCACCAUGAGCUCAAGGCAAUUGAAAACUGCGAAUAUGCUUUUAAUCUGAAAAAAGAUGAAGUAUGUGUAAAUCCUUACCACUACCAGAGAGUUGAGACACCAGUUUUGCCUCCAGUCUUAGUGCCUCGGCACACAGAGAUCCUAACAGAACUGCCGCCUCUGGAUGACUACACCCACUCCAUUCCAGAAAACACAAAUUUCCCAGCAGGAAUUGAGCCGCAGAGUAAUUAUAUCCCAGAAACACCACCACCUGGAUAUAUCAGUGAAGAUGGAGAAACAAGUGACCAACAGUUGAACCAAAGUAUGGACACAGGCUCUCCGGCUGAACUGUCUCCUACUACUCUUUCUCCUGUUAAUCACAGCUUGGACUUGCAGCCAGUUACUUACUCGGAGCCUGCAUUCUGGUGUUCAAUCGCAUACUAUGAGCUGAACCAGAGGGUUGGGGAGACCUUCCAUGCGUCACAGCCCUCGCUUACUGUGGACGGCUUCACAGACCCAUCAAACUCAGAGAGGUUCUGCUUAGGCUUGCUCUCCAAUGUUAACCGCAACGCCACUGUAGAGAUGACAAGAAGGCAUAUAGGAAGGGGAGUGCGCUUGUAUUACAUAGGUGGGGAAGUGUUUGCCGAGUGCCUAAGUGAUAGUGCAAUCUUUGUGCAGAGCCCCAACUGUAACCAGAGAUACGGCUGGCACCCUGCAACUGUGUGUAAGAUCCCACCAGGCUGUAACCUGAAGAUCUUCAAUAACCAAGAAUUUGCUGCUCUUCUGGCUCAGUCUGUUAACCAGGGUUUUGAAGCCGUUUAUCAGCUAACUCGAAUGUGCACCAUAAGAAUGAGUUUCGUGAAGGGGUGGGGAGCAGAAUACCGGAGGCAGACAGUAACAAGUACUCCUUGCUGGAUUGAACUUCAUCUGAAUGGCCCUCUGCAGUGGUUGGACAAAGUAUUAACUCAGAUGGGAUCCCCUUCAGUGCGAUGUUCGAGCAUGUCAUAACGUCCAUCACCAGCCGAGCUCACCAAGAGACUUCAUGUAACAACUCUUCCGUCGUAGUAUUCGUGUAUGAUCCCGUGGACUGUUUGCUAUCCAAAAACUCCGGAGCGAAAACAGCACUUGAGGUCUCAUCAGUUAAAGCACCUUGUGGAAUCUGUUUCCUAUAUUUGAAUAUUAGAUGGGAAAAUUAGUGUCUAGAAAUGCCCUCCCCAGAGGGGAAAAAGAAGACUUAAAGACUUAAUGAUGUCUUGUUGGGCAUAAGACAGUGUCCCAAAGGUUAUUAAUAACAGCAGUAGUUGUGUACAGGUAAUGUGUCCAGACCCAGUAUUGCAGUACUAUGAUGUGUGUAUACAUUCUUCGUUUGCAUAAAUGAGGUGUGUGUGCUGCUUCUUGGUCUAGGCAAGCCUUUAUAAAAUUACAGUACCUAAUCUGUUAUUCCCACUUCUCUGUUAUUUUUGUGUCUUUUUUAAUAUAUAAUAUAUAUAUAUAUAUAUAUCAAGAUUUUCAAAUUAUCAUUUAGAAGCAGAUUUUCCUUGUAGAAACUAAUUUUUCUGCCUUUUACCAAAAAUAAACAAACUUGGGGGAAGACAAGUGGAUUAACUUGGAAAUCCUUGACCUUAAUGUGUCCAGUGGAUCUUGGCAGUCAUUCUCUUUGUGAUCAUUUUCUGCUGGGUUGCAUUAGAAGGAAACCUUACUGGGUGGGAACUUGCCGGCUCCUCAUCCCAUUUCUGUUCUGAUACAGGACAGGACAGCAUAAUGUCAUUGCGUAAUAGUUGCACUGAUGACUUCUGGGUAGUCAAUUAGAGGUCGGUAAAGGUUUAUGUGGGCAGUAAGUCCCUUUGUCUAAUAACCAGACUUCAGCAGAUGAUAACUGACAUGUAUAACCAGUUGUUCUCUUGGUUAACUUUUGUCUCAAACAUGCACAGGUGGCAGUAUAAUUAUUUUCAGGGCUAUUCUAGAAUCAUCUCGGUAUGUUUCCUUCUUCCAAAGCCAGUCUAAUAAUAAAGAACCUUUUUGUAAAGGCAGCUGACCUUUGGCCUCGUUUCACUUUACUACCAGGUUGUAUUACAGAACAGACCUUUUGUAAAUGUGUUAGAGUGACUCUGAGGUAUUGUCAGCAGAUAGGGCCAUCUGCUUUUAAAGUGUAUUGUAUGUAAUUUAUAAAUAGAAUGUUAUUUUACCUAGUUUCAAAAUUUUAAAUACUGUGAGCUAAGCCGUUUAACAAGGUCUCUAGCCCGCGGUUAGCUGUGGACUUAGCCCUUCCUGACUAAUCCUGGGGUGUGCUUUACUGACCUUUCCACUCUGCGGAAAGGAGGUCCCAGCUGCUCUGUUGGUCCUCCGUUCUGCAGUACACAACAGUCAUGUCCAGUGUUGACGCCUUUCUUGUUUGCAAUUCCAUACAAAUGCCUGGUCUCCUUUUUGUAAACUUUCAUAUUUUUGCAGACAAAUACCUUUGGUACUUACUCUUUGAGACCAUAUACAUAUGUAUGUAUAGUAAUCAUUUUUUGAUGCUUUUCAACAUUUGGUUAUUUUCUAUUUGAUAUUUCUUAUUUUCCUAUAUUUGUGUGUGUAUGUUAUUUGUUCAUGUAAAUUUGUUAUAGUGAUUUUUUAUUCAAAUAUUUAUUGUUCACCUGUUAAUGUGCCAUGAACUUCCUUGACCUCUGGGUGAAGGUGAACAAGACAGCUGUAGUUCCUGCCUUUGCUAAGAGAGCAGUUGGUUUAACGAAUACUCAAGUGUCUGCAUAGGAGGUAAACAGGGUAUGUCUAGAGCACGGCAGAAGAGGGUGCUUUUGGUAGGACAUUGGGAAGCUAACACCUGACCUAGGAGGAGAAAGCCAUGUGAAAAGCCAAGGGCAGUUUAACAGUGCUGGGACAGCAUCACACCAAAGGCUCAGGCUCAUAGAGACUCAUUGUCAGGUAUCAGUUGUGCACACACUCACACGUGUUGAAGGUGGGACUGCUUUGUGACAGGCUGCUUCUGUCAUCUCACUGUAGUCUGUUCCUCAGACCUCGUUGUACAGCUUUCUUAUACCAGGUCAGUGCCACUUAAUUUAACAGCUCCCAUUAUGUAAAUGCUCACCAGUCUGGAAAGCCCCUGCUUGCUUCUGAACUUUUUGUUACAUACUGGUUAUCACUGCUCCCCUUCUGCCCAUCUUGUGAUAGAGCAAGUGUCCUGUGUAUUAUUGCUGUUGAGCCUGCUGGAGAUCAUCCUUGUACAUAAACUGCCCCUCACUGGGACUUUCCACAGACCGGAAAACUUGACCUGUUGGGACAGCUUUGAAAGGAGGUUAUCAGAUAUGUUUAAAGUGAUGGGAACAGUGAGACACAGCUCCAUGAUUGGGGUUCUGGAGUAGGCUUUCUGUAUAGUAUGAAAUGGUGUUUUCCCUUGGGAAACACUACCGCUGAACAUGGACUGUCAGAGUCAUGUGAAGAGAAUUCAGUAGUUACCUUCACUUUUCUCUGAAAUGCUGUGGACAUGCGUUACACUUUGUCUUUGCCGUGGCCUAGAUUUUGUUGAUUUUACCUCCUUGGUUGAUUUGUAUUGAUUUAAGUUCUCCACAUUACUUAGCAUCAUGUCUUAACAGUAAUUUGAAAGCCUUUUCACCAGAUUCAAACAUUCAGCUGGAUUAAGCUAGCCCUUUGGAAUGCCAUUAAACUGGGCUCUGAUUUAAAGACCCUUUAUCCUGCUAGGGUCUAAGCCACACCAGUUAAACAUACUAUCCAUCAUUAUAUACAUUUAGUCAGCAUAGUUUCUGCCUGUUAUUUACCCAGCCACUGUGAUUCUGGGACCACGUCCUGGCCCUGGAGUUGGGCUUAGUCCUGUAAGAGUCCCUGUUGUUUUUGCCAGAAGGAAUUCGCAUGUAUUUUCUUGACAGCUCAAUCUUCUAAUUGUGUACUUUUGUCUGUAUUUUAUAAUACAUACAUACAUACACACACACAUACACAUACAUGCACACAUAUAUGUGCAGAUUGUUUAGUAUCUAGUUUCUGUACCUUAAACAACAUGCAGUUUAAUGUAGCUCAUCUGUAUUAAGCCAUCAGAGUUCUCCUUAGUUUCUUUAAUGUCACCUUCAUCAUGCCUUUGUGGUCAGUUCAUCCCGACUCAGACUCCAAGUGGAAACAGUCAGGUUAGUAGGCUUUUGCUAGUCAAAGUCAAAGCAGAUGCCCAUUUGCCUUCUCUACCUCUGCCAAGAGCUGCUCAUAUGUAUUUUAAGCCCUCCCCCCUUUUUAAAGAUUGUUAACUACUUGGAACAGUUAUUCUCUUUGCUGGAGAGUAGCUGCUCUGGUGGUGCGGUAUAAAGUAACAGAAGACAAUCUAAGUUGGCCCUUCCAGCUUGCUUGUGUGUUCCACCUCUAUGCAUCUUUCGCAAGCGUGACCUCACAGGGCAGCCAGGGCCUUUCCUCAUGCUGAGGCUUUGGUGCCCUGACAUAUCAGACUUACUGCUUGCCGUGCUUUUGCUUGAGCACGUUGCUAAACUGCAGGCUUCCUUGCACCUUACCCUCCUCAGUCAGCUCUGUUUUUUUCUGUAUGCAUUCUGUAUUCUUUCUUAGUGCUGUGCAUUUCCCCACAGGCAAGCUAAUAUUGUUUUUUUCCUGGCCCGCUGUUAGAGUCUUACAAAUGGCUCUGGAAUUUUUGCCCAGUUAAAAUGUCCUUGUGGCUGACAAGUAGCAAACUGUCAACAUUAUUUAUUAUAAUUUAGAUGGUAACAGCAUCUCUAUCACAGUUUGGGGACAGUCUAGAUCAGUGGUUCUCAACCAGUGCUGCAGCCCUUUAGUACAGGUCCUCAUGCUGUGGUGACCCCAACCAUAAAAUUAUUUUGUUGCUACUUCAUUACUGUAAUUUUGCUACUGUUAUGAAUUGUAAUGUAAAUAUCUUUGUUUUUUGAUGACCUCUGUGUUUGUUGGUGACCCCUGUGAAAAGGGUGUUUGACCACCCCUCCCCCAAGCUGUUGCAGCCUACAGGUUGAAAAACCACUAUUUUUUAAAGUGUCAGAUUUACUACAGUCAGUGAUGGUGGUACGUGGUCUGCAGAGACAGACCUCUGCCAUUAGCUUCGCUUCUGUUUUCCAGCUUUCUUGAUUAUUUUGCUUGUUCAGACUACCUUUUCUCCAGGGAGAUUGAGGGACACAUUUUUUCUUGGACUAUAGUUUAUGUGUAUAAACACUUGCAGCCAGAAGAUGCUGAGUGCUUUUGUGAUAAAAACUGGCCUCACGUUUGUGUUAUUUCUUGAAUAGACCUUUACCUUGGACAUUAUAGCUAGCUUAUAUACAUGAGAGUUGCCUCAAACAUUUUCGUUUCAGUGUGUGUGUGUAUGUGUGUGUGUGUGUUUAAAUGUAUACACACAUGCACCCUCAGAAAACAAACAGUAGGAUUAUCUUAACAGAGAUGAAAGAUACAUUGUUUAAAUCUCAGAUCUCAGUAAACACUCCUCCUUUGCUUGUAGACAUUUUCCUCUCAUGACACAAUCAGUGUAUUUAAAAUGAAAUUAUCAGUCCUAAUUUGGCAGUUCAGCUGGUAUGCUGAUGUUUAGGCACUGUGGUGGAAAUCAAUUACCACCAAUAAAGCUUUUCAUAUACCUCGUCCCUAUACUAUAUGUAUACCCAGUGCUGAGGGUUAACUUUUGAAAAUCUGUUCCUCAUUUGUGUCUCCCCAUGAAAUUGCCACUUCAGAGACCUGGGAAGUAACUCCAUGAAGUCACACUCCCACACCUAAUGUAACUCUAAAUGAAGAAAGUUCAGGUCUGUCUUGGCAGUGAUAACAGAAAUGAUUUUUGGGGUCUCUUUAUACUAAUCACCUAAGUGUUUAUUGGCUAGCUUCUGAGUCUUAGAGUGGACCCUAAAUUUCACAAAUGCUAGAGAUGUAGGAUCCCUUGGGAAAAGGGAUGUUUUCUGGUUUGCUAUUUUGGUAAGAAUUUACUCCUUGUUUCUGACUUGAAGUAAUUUUUAAACAACCAAAUACACACUAUAAGAACAGAUAUAAAGCUUUAGAGUACUGGAAAACACUCUGAUUAGUCUACUUCCAAACCAGCUGUUACCCUCCUCUCUUGGCUUUAAGCUCCUGGCUGGUUAUAGUGUUGAACACUAAGUAACUUUAUGUUUCUAAGGCUGUAUUAAGUUGUGCCCUUCACAGUGGUGUGUCAUAGGGUUGGCUUUGAGGAGCAUUUGUCUCUGGGGGUGGAAGUCUGUCUUCCUGGGGAGAGUCCCUAAGAAAGUGGCCAGCCAUCAUCAGUGUUGACAUUGGUGAAAUGUGAGAAGAAACGUGCCUUGAAGGGCCAGUGCCUAACUGGGGCACACCUCUCCUUGCCUCAGAAGUAUAGUGGAUUCUUGGCUUCUAGAGGUAGUUCACAGAGAUUGGUUAAAUCUUGAGAAUAAUUCACUGACCUCUGGCCUUGGAACUUACCCACACCGUGUGUGCGCACACCAGUCCAGCCUGUUUCUUGGUGAAAUGUGGAUGGGUGCGCACUAGACCAGCUUUCCCUUCCGCUUCACUUGCACUCUGUUAACCCUGAUAUAGGGUGUAAGUAUUGACUCACCUUGUUGGUGGCAGUGACCUGUAACAGCACUUUCUAGGUGACUGGCUAAGGCAGCAGCUUCUUAGGAAGCCAAGUCAAAAAGCAUCAGAGUGCCUCCUGCCUCAAGGCUGCCCUGCCUGGGGGCUCAGGACACAGUAGUGUGGCUAUGGACCUUUGCAAAUACCUUCAACCUUUGCUGUCUUCAUGUAAGAAAUAGGAAUGUGGGAGUAGUUGGUGUUGAAGGUUUUUACAUUAAAGGGAUAUAAAACGAUAAACUAGAAUAUUCAUUUAGCUCCAAAAAAUCUUAAUGAAUGGUAAGAUACUAUGUAACUGAUGGAAACAGGAGACAUGGGGAAGUCUUGUCUGAAAGUGGAUUUCAAGAGUGAAGUCUGAAACACCACCACUAAGUGUACUUGGUCUCAGUUAACUAACCUUAAGGUAUUUCCGAGCUUCUAGCAGUUUAGCCAGUGUGGAGGAAGUAGCCUUUAGCAAGAGAGCUAAAAGUCCAAUGUCCCUAAGGAGCCUUAUGUACUCGGAAAGUCUUUCCUCUUCACAUGUUAUGGGAAGGUGACCAGUUCCCUGUCAUGCCUGGGACAAGUGUCCCAGAUGUGCUAAUCAAAGUGAGUCCUAGGGGUCCUAGGAAGAGUUGUCCCCCUUGGGUGUCCUCAGGACUUAUUCUCAUACUAAUGUCAUCAUAGCUGAUAACUCUGUUGUGUUGGGUUGGCCCAUGACAGUCAACAUUUUUAGGACUUAUCUAUGUGUUCUGUAAUCAUUCAUUACUAUGGGUGCAAGCUAAGAUUUACAAUAAAAAACACAAGAAGCAAUGGAGUUGAGUAUGGAAUGAAAAGAGGCAAUGAGAUAGGGAUGAUCUGUGUAGGUGUGAGUACACUUCGUGUCCUUAGGAGUGUCCUUAGGAGUUCUUGUAAGAGAAACAGUGUAAAAUUAUAGAUGUCUUCUCCUAUAAGGGGAAAAACAUGGUCUUUGAAGCUUUGGUUUCUAUUUCCCAAUCCGUCCUGCUCAAGGCAGAAUGUGAUACUGUGGAGUGUUUUUGUUUUUGUUUUUGUGGAUGCUGUCUUAAAAUUAGUUAAUGUGUCAUCCAGAAGCACGUAAAGGAAUCAGUGUCCCAUAGAGUUGGAACCAUUUGCUCUCAAGUCUUCUGUCCUACUCUAAAGGUGCUUACCAGCUAGACUGAGCUCAGGAGCCAAGGGCUUUUCUAAGACACCAUGGACUGACUUCCUAAUGCUGUUUGGCAGACGUAAACCCGGUUCCUGCUCUCUGGGAGUCCUCAGCGGCUGAUGCAGUGUACUGUGAUGGAGAUACUAAGUGCGUUAUUUGUAAGCCUUCUCUCAAUAAUUGUCAGACAAUGGUUGUGUGUGUGUGUGUGUGUGUGUGUGUGUGUGUGUUUUAAACAAUGAGCUGAGGCUUAUUUACAGCUGGUUUCCAGUUAAAAUUGUGAAAUACUUAUUUCUUGUCCACACCAAAUAUUUCAGUCUAUUUAAUGUAUUAAAGAAAUAGUUCUGCUUAAGAAAAUGUUGCUUAAAUGUUGUGUGAUUUCUGGUGCAUUUUUAUACAGAUGUGUGUGCGUCUCUGUGCAUUCACUCUCUGCCUUUGCUCUCUGUUAACAGUCCUGCUGCCCUCGGAAGGUGGACACUGUUCCUAGCAUUAAAAAAUCAUUUGUGUUCUUUACCAUGUCAUUAUGGGAUCCAGUUUGUUUUGAUUUUGGUAUAAGGUGGUCUUUCUGAGAUGAUUACAUUUUGGUAUCUACUGUCUAAAUUAUGUGAAUAUGAAAAGAGAAAAGGAUUUUGUAUAUGUGCAGGUAUAUUCUUAAGAGUAUAUCUUUUUUUAAUUUGAUGGGAUACACAGGGACUUUUCCUAUCCCUUUCUCAGAUAGGCCCUGCACAGUACUAGUUACAUGCUUUAAUUCCAGUUUGCCUGUGACAAAUUAGUGAUAAAUAGGCAACAUUUAUUGUUUUAAACAAAAAUAAUGAAAUUCAAGUUUAUCCUGUAAAUACACUUAACAACACCACAUAACUGUGUUUGUUGUUUUGUUUUUUAAGGCCUUGAAAAGUACUAGAGACCUAAUCUCAGAGUUACAUGAUCAACAUGAAAUAAUUGAGAAGUUUCCUGUUGGGCCAUACUUCCUGUCUGAGAAAAAGAGCCUCAGAAGCUGAAGUGCACAGCCCUGUUUGGCAUGGAACAGCCCAGACAAUGAGCUGAGCAUUUUUAUUGCAAGCAAAACAGGUUUACUAUUAAAACUGCUAUAGAAUCUAACUAUAAUAAAAAAACAGUCUAAAAAACACUUUGUGAAUAUGUGAAUAUGAAAAGAGAAAAGGAUUUUGUAUAUGUGCAGGUAUAUUCUUAAGAGUAUAUCUUUUCACAAGAUAUACUCACAAGAGUUCACAUUCUUGCUGCAACAGGCCUUGAGGUAGCCUGACUAGACUGUCUCCCAACUUUAAGAACGCCUGUUGACCAGGCUGCUAUAGUGCUGGCUCUCUGCAGUGGAGACCGUGUGGCUGCUGUGUGUAUAAAGUGGCAGAACACAGAGAAGCAUUAAGCUCUUCAUGCUUGCACAUCAGUCUUCCCCUCAAAGUGAAUUGAAUCCUUUAAUACAGGAGGCAGAAGUGUGGAUGUCAGGCUCAUGUCUUCCCCUGCAACCAUUCUUUAGUGGCACACACGUACAAGAGGUGGGGUGAAGACUGCAUUAGCUAGUCAGUACGUAUUUGUGGGAGUAGGGCAAGAGGAUUCAGUAGGUAAAAGCCCUUGUGCAGACCUCUAUACCUGGACUUGAUCCCCAAAACCCACAUGAAGAUAGGAAGAGAAGUGACUCUGCAAAGUUGUUCUCUGACCUUCAUAUUUGCCUACUUACCACCAGACACAAAUAGUGAGAAGUUAUAUAUCUUCUGUAUUAUCAGUUCAUGGGCUCCAGCUUCAUUUUUGACAGACUUUGUUCCCAUCAAAAUCUAGACAGUCUAAAUUUAGAAGUUAACAAUCAGGAAUAUGAAAGUCUUCAGUGAAGAGGCAUGUGAAUAUUUGUAAAAAUCCUUGUAACUGAUCAUUUUGGUGAAAAAAGGUUUAUGCUACUUUGUACAUGUUAGGACUAUAAGGUUUGCAUUCUUAAACAUACUAGCAGAAGGCAAGAUCAGUGAGUCCAAAUUCACGCAGAUGUUCAGGGGUAAAUCAGUUAGACCAAGCUUACUUCCCCAGGAAGUUUGGGAGUUGGAUGUUACCAUAAGAAUUAACAAUGUAAAUAGAAUUUGAGGGGUGGUUUUUUUGUUUGUUUGUUUGUUUGUUUGUUUUGUCCCUCUGCCUCAUAGUACUAUUAAUUACUUUUAAAAGUUCAAAAAUUGGAAAGAGGUGUGAUCCAGAGGAAAGCAACGGUGCUUCUGAACCCCUGAUCUAGGAAGGACAUUGUGAGGUUAUUGUUCAAGGCUUCAUUCCGUUAGGGAGUGACUUAGAGUGGUCUUGAGGUCUUAGAGUGCACCUUGGGCUUGUAAACAUGGAAGAAGUCCAGAUAUUGCUUACUAAGCAGCCACCAUCAAUGCAGAGCAGAUUGAUAACCACAAGCUACCAUAAAGGCUGGGUAGCUGACAGCACAUGCCCCAGCAUUCUGGAAUGUACCCAUGAGGCAUGAGGAUGGUGUCUGUGGCAGCGUGGUCUACUUUGUUUACACCAGCAGCCUCUGCAUGUGAAGAUGCUGGUUUUAGUUCAUUGACAUGGGUGGUCUGGUAGAGAACUCCCCGAUGUUCCUAUGAGUUUGAUGGCAGUAAAUUGGCAGUCUUCAGCCUGUUGCCUAACAGCACUUCGCUAUGAAGCCACGCUUGUUGGACAGCAACUGGAGGAUUAUGCCCUCUGCUGUUAAAUGGUAUGUUGUUUUCCCGGGAGAUCUUGUCUCUGUUGGCUUGUUAUUAGCAGCAUUUAAUCAUACUACAUCAAGUAAAUACCAUGUUUGUGCACAUGACUCACUUUUAAGUAGUUACUUUUUAUAAAAGUGUUUGGGCUACAGUGAGAAGGUAAAGACUGAAAUGAGCCCAUUUUGCCCCUGGAAUAAAGUACUUUAGUAGGAUGUUUAGCUUGCCCCUUUCUGUUAAAAAGGGAAAAAAGUGUUUUUCCCAAGAACCCAACAUUCUUCAUUCCAACUUUUUUUUUUUUUUUUUGAGAGAGAAUUUCUCUGUGCAACAGCUCAGGCUGUCCUGGAACUUUCUUUGUAGACCAGGCUGGCUUAGAGCUCACAAGAGAGCUGUCUGCCUGUUUGUUGAGUGCUGGGAUUAAAGAUGUGUCACUGUGCCCAACCUCAUUCUCACUUUAAUCGAGUUUUAGAACACUCUUGGUCAAUCAUGAACACAUUUUGUCAGGAAUUGAACUUCAUAGACAUAAGUGCAUGUUUUCAUCUGCAGCAGAAUCAGUGGCCUGCGGAGCACUGGUUUCUAGAAAUGCUCUGUAGUAGUUACAGGAGGAACGUUAUUACAGUCUGACAGUUUGAUUUUUUUUUGUUUGUUUGGUUGAUUUUUGUUGUUUUGCUGUUUGGGGGAGGAUUGUUUUUGAGACAGGGUUUUACUGUGUAACCUUGGCUGUCCUAGAAUUAGCCAGGCUGGCUUUGAACUUAAAGAGAUCCGCCUGCUUCUGCCUCCCCAAGUGCUGGUUUUAAAGGUGUGUGCCACCACUACCUGGCUAUAGGUUAUCUGUGUAAGGGAAGGGAAAGGCACAGAAAAAAGUACUUUUCCCAAAAAUGGAAAUCACCUAAAAGUGUGUCAAAUUUUAAUUUUUAAAUAAAACAUUCUAUCACAACA
This is a messenger RNA of Apodemus sylvaticus (European woodmouse), 11904 nucleotides long. It is a transcript of the gene Smad2, whose product is annotated as SMAD family member 2. NCBI's taxonomy places the organism in Eukaryota, Metazoa, Chordata, Mammalia, Rodentia, Muridae. Gene Ontology annotation, biological process: SMAD protein signal transduction; anatomical structure morphogenesis; BMP signaling pathway. Bases 205 to 1608 code for a protein of 467 amino acids. The transcript has 12 exons. Gene Ontology annotation, molecular function: RNA polymerase II cis-regulatory region sequence-specific DNA binding; DNA-binding transcription factor activity, RNA polymerase II-specific; I-SMAD binding. Gene Ontology annotation, cellular component: heteromeric SMAD protein complex. The record is from RefSeq and is a predicted model, not a curated record.